Messenger RNA from Neospora caninum, 4056 nucleotides. RefSeq names its product putative zinc-finger-Ran binding domain-containing protein. The coding region runs from base 1 to 4056 and encodes 1351 amino acids. NCBI's taxonomy places the organism in Eukaryota, Apicomplexa, Conoidasida, Eucoccidiorida, Sarcocystidae. The transcript is spliced from 3 exons. The record is from RefSeq and is a predicted model, not a curated record.
AUGAGUGCGCCGGUGCCGUACUUCUCAACUGACGCUGCGGCGCGUCAGAAUCUCUUUUUGUCGGCGCCGCCUGUACCCCCGGUCCCGCCGACCACGCUGUGCCCAUCCAGCUCCAAGGCUGCGGCGUCUCCUGGCGCGUCGGUCGCCGCUCUUCCGGGAAGGACUGAAGACGCAGACGCGGCUGCCAUUCUCCAGCUGCAUCUUCAGCUGAGCCAACAACUUCAGCGGUCUCCAGUGACCGAGGGAGACAUUUUUCGAGCGCUGAAGAAGCUUGCUCGCAACUCUGGCGGUGGGCCUUCCGGCGGGAACGGCAAUCCGAGCGGAACCUCGGGGGGUUCGUCGCCCGCGUUUCUGGAGCCUGUGCCGCAAAGCGGAGGCUCGACAGAAGGCGACUACCCUCCGCCACCCCCUUCUCAGGAGAUGUACACGCACAUGCGUUCUGGAAGCAGCCACAGUGUCCGGGGCGCCGACGGUAAGCGUGGAGCGUCCUCGGCGAGCCGCGGAAACGGGCACCUCUCUCAGUCAGGUGUAUUUGGAGGCAGUGGACUUGCGGGACUUGGUUCCGUGGCGCCCGCGUCUUCCCACGGCCUUUCUUCGUUGAGCUUCCAGGGCCCGCCUGAGGGGACAGGAACGCCUCGCGGCGCCGGCGGCUGGCGAUGCCGCUAUUGCUCGACGCUGAAUGCCGGCUGUCUCCCGGGUCGGUGCGUGUGCUGUGGAAAGAUGCAGAGCCAGAAGCGCGGAAAUGCGCAGAAGGCCAGUGCGUCUCAGGUUCUGGGCCAGGGCACACAUGGCACGUGCUCGGUGCAAAAUCUCCAGAUCCAGCAGCUGCGACGGGACGUGCUCCUCGCCGCUGUGACGGCGGCUGCAGCGGCGGCGGAGAAAAGGGUCGAGGACAAGAAGGAAGCGAAGCGGGCGGCUGCAGCAGUUUCGGCGGUAGCUACGGCCAUGGCGGAGUCGCGGCAGCAGCUGCUGCUUUCGGAGAACCCUCCGACUUCGCCGUACUUUUCUGGAGGCAGGGUGGCUGGGAACUCCCGCGCCGGCCUCGCCUCCGACUCGGGGUCGACCGGAAAUCUCUACGAGGAUCCAGCUGCGGCGGCAGUGGCGGCCGCCUCCCUUUUGCCUGGCCUGCUCGGCAGCCUCGAGGCGAGUUCUGGAGGGAACGGGGGGACUCCAAGUGGAAGUGUGCAGUCCCCGUCCACGAGUCUGACGUCCAUCGAGGACGGGGUCAUGGGCCGAGCGCACCCUGCGUCGCCGGGCGUCGUGGGAGCGAGCCUUUUUCCCUCGCUCGCUGCCUCGGCUUCCUUCGACGGCGACGGCGCGCCGAACGCCUGCGUUGGCCGUUCCGCGGGUCUCAUUCCCGACUUGGGUGCGCUGGGGACGGGCCUGGGGAGUUUGAAAGGCAAACGAAAUCUACUCUCCAGCUUCGACGACCAGUCGACUCCAGGCCAAAACUUCCUCGGAGACUCCAGUUCUACAGGUUUAAGGCAGAGCGUCGGCAACUUAGCUGACGGGGGGAGCAGCACGCCGGGCACUUACUCUCUGCUCCAGGACCCGAACGCGUACGGCGUCGACCUGACUGUCUUUCAGGAGCUCGCCAGCGCGCCGCAGUCCACGUUCUUCACAGACGAUGUAACGCCCGUCGACAGUCUCUCGCUUGUGAGUGACUGCCGAAGCCCGUCCGGCGCCACGCCUUCGUCGAUUGUGAGCGGCCGCAGCAGUUUUUGCCAUUCGGGCAUCGCCGGCGGCGUCGCCACCCCCGGCAGCAGAGGCCGAGACAGCAACGGCAACUCGAGCACAAACGGCGGCAGCCCCACCACGGGGACGAACGGCCUGAGCAGUCGCUCGAAUGGCGGGGCCAGGCUGCUGGCGACUGGGCCCGUGGGGGCAGGAGGCGGGAGUCCUCCAAAUCGCGAGUCGCCGCCGGGGAUGGUGGACCUGACUCCUGGCAAUGGAUUGACCGUUGCAGCUGCCGACUCAAAGGAGGGAAAGAACGGUGGACACCGAUUCCCAGACGGAGCAGGGAGAGCGCGAAACAGCAGUGUGAGAUGUGACCCGAAACGGAUGGACGUGUCCACGUUUCCAGGUCAUGCGCCUCUCCCCGUCGGGAACGGUCCGGAAACUUCCGGCGGCGCCUCCACUUCUUCCUUCAAUGCACUUACUCCGAGCACCCAGAGCUCGCUCCCUCAACACCUACAAGCCUUGCAGCAUCCGGCCGGCUCGUCCCUGCUUCAGAUGAAAGGCGACACGAGCACAAGCAGCUGCGCAAGCUUCCUGCGCGCUGCGUCGUCCUCGCCUUCGGUCAUGGUGGGAGAGGAGGAGUCUCCCGUCAGCGCUCUCCUCGAGGGUCUGGGGCUCUCGUCCACUGCGAAUUCGGCCGGCAUCGACGCGCUGCUUCCUUCUGUCCUCUCUCCCAUUCAGGUUCUUCUUUUAAAGGCAAAGGAGGUUGCUGACCGCCUCGUAGGUGACUUCACAGUGCUGGGGUACAACGACCCAACAGCGAAAGCUGCGGAGGCUCUUCGCACAUCCCUCGCCAUUCUCGGCUUCGCGCCGCCCCCGCAAGGCGUCGGCAGUCCUGAGGACGAUUUACCUGGAUCCGCGGGGUUGCGGGGAAACAGCGGACCUGGCGGAAAAGGCAAGCAAAACGACGCCGGUCCAGGGAAGGACAGCGACGAUGACAAGAAACCGAAGAAUGCGAACUGGACACAGGGCAUUGGAGGCCCGCACUUUUCGGCGCCGACAAUGCUGGCCCAUCCUGACGAGUUCAAGAAUCCCAGCAGCUUCCUGAAGAUCUACGGCGAUCCAAUGUGUGCCGUCGUAGAUGCGUCGAUGCCUCAAGCCGGCAGGCAGACCGGCCCUGGAGGCCGCGCACUCCCUGGAUUCUCUGGACGAGUCGACGGGGCCUCAGCGCUCGCAGGCGGGUCAACUGGCAAUCUCCCCAUUCGUGGCCACAACGGCAACUGGGUGUGUGAAAGCUGCUCGAAUGUCAACUUCCCACGGCGAUUCCGAUGCAACAAGUGCGGAGCUGUGCGUGGCCCUCAGGGGGAUGCGAUCGUCGCGGAAUAUGCCAAGCUGGUGUAUCACCAGCAUGUCAAGACGUACAGAACUCUCGCCUCGCGACCUGGCGUGGACCUGCCUCUGAAGCGUCUCCAGAACGGGAGCAGCAACCCCGGCAACGCAGGCACGUCGCCUGCACUGCAAAAGGGGGCUGGCGGGGGCCAAGGUUUAAACAGGCUCGGCGGCGGAACCGUCUCCGCUUUCUCGGCCGUGCCUGGAAGCGCGAGCAACGCUCAGGGCCAUGACGGGGCCUUCAGCCUAAAUAGAAACGUCGGGGGCUCUGGACACGGCGUUUCGUCUGCGACUCGGGGUUUGGCAUCUGCAGAUACCGCAGGGUUGAAUGUGUCGGGUGUACAGGGACAAGUCGUCGGCAGCCAGGUAACGCUGCCUGCUGUUGACCCUCGAAGACCUGCCAUUCCCCAGCCUCCGAGCACCACUCCAAGCAACGUGCAAACUGGAGGCAUUCACGCGGACGCCCUUCGACCGGGAGUGAAUUUCGCUGCGAGCGGACCGGCGCGCUGUGGCCCCACGGGAGUGCCUGCGCCGCCUCCGCCCACGCCCCAGCCUCCUCCUGUGCAUCCAAGUGUCCGUGCACCAGCAAAGCAAGACGUGACGGGGGGGAAGCCGCUGGCGGGCGCCAGAGGCGCCUCCGGCGUCCUGAGGUCAGUGAACGUGGACGAAAAGAAGGGAGCGAAAAAGCUCUCUAUUUCCGACAGGGGUGUGACGCAGGCCACGUGCCCGGAAACCGGUACCGGCAAGGAAGAGAAGCUUGGGAAUGGAGACCGAAAGAGAGAGGUCUGUGACGUGGACGCCGCGGAAGGUCGGACCCAAGCAGGCAAUGAAUCCGCAGCGUCGGCCGGAGGCGGCAACCAUGUAACAGUUAGUGGCAAACCGUCCGUCACAUCCACGACUUCUGGUCCUCUUUCGUCUGUCUCCUCGCCACGAGCAGACGACGUCAGCUCUCCUGUCAGCUCGGGCGACGACAGCGAAGCGACGCCAUGA